AGCCGGGCGGCGGCGGCCGCGGGCUGAGCGUGGCUUCCCGGCGGCCGGGCCCGCUUCCCCGGCGGCAUGGCCGGGGCCAGGAGGGUGCUGGCGACCCUGCGGAGUCACUGGAAGAAAACGGCGCUGGGGGCCGGCCUGCUGGGCUGGGGGGCGAGCUGGCUGCACGGCAGGCACCGCGAUAACCUGCUACGAAGAGCUGCGUGCCAAGAAGCCGAGGUUUUUGGCAACCAGCUGAUUCCUUCCAGUAUGCCACUGAAGAAAGCAACAGUGUUCCUCAACCCAGCAGCUUGCAAAGGUAAAGCCAGGAACCUUUUUGAGAAGAAUGCUGCUCCAAUUUUGCACUUAUCUGGCUUGGAUGUAACUGUGGUUAAGACUGAUUAUGAAGGGCAAGCAAAAAAGCUGCUGGAACUGAUGGAAAACACAGAUUUGAUCAUUAUUGCAGGAGGAGAUGGCACAGUACAAGAGGUCAUAACUGGACUUCUCCGCAGAGCUGAUGAGGCUGCUUUCAGUAAGAUUCCUAUAGGAUUCAUACCACUUGGAAAGACCUGUACUUUGAGCCACACGCUCUACCCUGAGAGCAUGAACCAAGUUCAACAUAUUACUAAUGCUACAUUGGCCAUUUUGAAGGGAGAGACAGUUCCACUUGAUGUCUUGCAGAUCAAGGGAGAAAAGGAACAGCCUGUGUUUGCAGUGACCGGUUUAAGAUGGGGAUCUUACAGAGAUGCAGGAGUGAAAGCUAGCAAGUACUGGUACCUUGGGCCUCUGAAAACUAAAGCAGCUCACUUUUUCAGUACUUUUAAGGAAUGGCCUCAGAAACAUCAAGCUGAUCUCAUGUACCUGGGUCCAACUGAGAGACCUCCAGAAGAGCCAGAGGAGAAACCAUCCAGACCUCCUUUGUAUGUGAGGCUUUACAGACGACUUCGCUUAUACUGGUCACCUCCCCCAAAAGAAAUCCCCCAGGAGGCAGCCCCAGAGGACUGGGAAGAACUGAAAUUAUCCACCAUUGAGCUUUCCAUUGCAACUCAGAACAGACAGCUUGAUCUGACACGCACUGAAGACUUCAUGGAUAUUUGCAUUGAAGCAGAUACUGUCAGCAAGGGACAGUUUGUGAACAGAGGAAGUCAAAAGAUGCGUGAUCCACAUACAUGCCCUGAAGGGAGUCAGUGCAUCCAAGCCAGCAGAUGCAUCUUGCAGCUUCCAGAGGGCACUGAGGGAUCCUUUGGUAUUGAUAACGAGGAAUAUGAAGCUAUGCCUGUCGAGGUGAAGCUAUUACCCCGGAAACUCCGGUUCUUCUGUGAUCCCCGAAUGAGAGAGCAGAUGCUCCGUGCGGCAGUACAGUGAGACUUCAUGUCAAAGGGGCCAGUGUUCACCAGUCUUAUCAGGUUCUCUUCAAGGCACAUCCUCACUAAAUGGAUUAACCCUACCAGAUUAAUGAGCCAAUCGGCAAUUUUAUGCACAAGAAACUUCCACUGAAGGUGGCUAUUUGGCUAGUCUCAAAGGGGCUAAUAAUGCAAAUUAAAAUUCUAAGAAUUGCAUGUUAACUUGAUGGCUUUUUUUUUUUUUCCUCCCCUGAAGAAGUCAUCAGUGUUCCAUUUACAGCACUGCAGGCUAAGUGCUAUGUGCCAGAUGCUACUGCUUUAAUGCAAUUGUAUAUUAAAGUAAAAUGAAAGCACACUUGUCCUUGUGUUGUAAGAGUUUGUCUACCUAUGUAUAAAUCUCAAGAAGGCUGGGAUCUUGGAAAAAAAAUGUUUUGGGGGACUAAUGCAAAGAAUGUAUAUGAAAUGUUGGAAUUGCCAUAUUAAAACAGGUGAUUGGUUGUCUACUCUGUUGCAAAAUAAAUUGGAGAUCAGGGACACAAAGCUUCAGAGGAAGACUGAAAACUUCCAGUAUGUAUCUUGGUAAGAUGCUUACAUCAUCUUUUCAUCUUGCUAGAUUCAACACCAUAGAGCUCCAGUUAAUAACAUAAUAGAAACAUAUUCCUUUGAUUAAGUUUAGGUAUGUUACACUGAAGCAAAUUGGAGAAUAUCAUCAUUGACCUGAGGCUAUAUGGAGUCCACUUGGAAAGACUCUUUAACAAGCCAACUGAGCUUGUAAGUAUUCCUUUUAUUCCUGUAGUAAUAUGGUACAAAUGAAGGCAUCCAAAUAACUUUUUUUAUUCAUUGUACUUGGUUGCUCUUCUCUUUAAUGUAAUCACUGCUCAUCAUUCCUUAUGCAACCUAUAUCCCCUUGAGCCCCAGUUCCAUAACCAUUUUUGUUGAUUUUCUGAGUUUUUUUCUAAUAGCUUCACUUUUAAUUGCUGAAAGGAAAUGUUAUUGACUUCAUCAAGGUUAUCUGAUAAAUAUCAUUUAUUUGAUUCUGCCUUGCUUACUUGAGAACAAAAAUAGAUUGCUGUUUUUCUGAUGUGAUUGCUGUUUGUACAUAGCCCCCAUGUCUAAUCUAAGUUCAUCUGUUGGUUGAUUUGUUACUGUAGUCGAAGGACAUUUGUGAAUCGACUUCCAGUAGCAUUUUUUUCUCUUUAAUAUGUAGCUUGGCUCCAUGCUGCUGCAACAGCACCCUCUUUUGGAGGCUUGCUAAGGAAAAAAAAUCCUUUGGAGAAGAAGGAACAGGUUUGGUUUCUGAGUGAUGCUGGAACCAAACUGCAUGCUGUCCUUCCCUUGGCUAUAGAGGGGAAAAACUAAUUGCCUACAUACUUAACCUUUUUUUUUGACUGAGAUAUGGGACAGUAGAGGUCUGUUAGUUGUUCUUAAUAAUUGUGCUGGUGAUAAGGGCCUGUGUUGAACUGUCAUUUGAUCUGCAGCAAUCACGAGUACCCAGCAGACUCCUGGGUCACUCAGAAACAUUGGCUGUAUUCUGCUCUUUUUGUCUGCCACAGAGUUAUCUGGAACGCUCUGCAGCCACUGUUGGGGCAGUUCUCACCAAGAGAGUUUUCCCUCAAGCUGAUUCUUGCUCAAGUAGCAUGAAAGACAAGGCUGCAGCCAUUUCAAAAAGGUAAGCUUUAAUUAUUUUUAAAAAUACCCAUGUUUUAGUAAGCAGUUUCACUACACAGCCACAGGCCUAUGGGAGCAACCACACAUCUGCGAGAUGCAAAUAACAUCAGAGCUCUUAUAAUGAUAGCCAGCCUGUUUGAAGGGGGGCAUGAUGAUAAGAACCAGCUUCUGGUCCACCUGGACCAUUUUUAAGGGGAAAAUUACUCUCUCCCUUCCCUAGCAUCAGAGACAUGGCUCCUGCACAGUGUGAUUCCUUGCUCAAGAGUAACUAAGAGCUCCUUUCAGAACUGGUAUUCCUAAUGCUGUUCUGAUGGUAAAAGUACCAAGGAAAGUCUGAGAUAUGGGCCAAUAUUUAAAUAUUGAUAUCCACGUAAGUUAACUAGCUUAUUCAAGUGAUUUUUUUUCCCCUUCCUUUACAAUUUGGAGGUUUUCCAGUAUGGAGUGGUUGUAGAUACCUGAAUUGCAACAUUCAAAGGGGAAGGUGUGAGCAAAUCAUAACGUGAAAUAAGCAGAGGCUGAACCCACUGUCUACGGGGUUGAAGAAAGGACUCUCUUCUUAUUUUUGUCUGACAGCAAGACAAACAACUUUUUUUUUAUUAACUCUAAGGCAGUAAGGAGGAGUCCCACUCCAUGAGAACACUUAUUCUGGCUUCAACUUACAGUACAUUCUAGAAGGGCUUAAAAUACUAUAACAUAAAUAAAAAUGAAGGAUAACAACCUAAUAUUAGACUAGCCCAAGGCACCUGUUUAUUUUAACCACAAUUAAACAUUUCUAUUUGAAUGGCAUGUUGCAUUAACCAGGAUCUGAAAUCCUGGUUCACUGGCAUUUAUUACCCUCUGGUUUAGACAGACAUCAUUCCAUGAAGUCGGUACAUUCCAGUUCCUCGCAAAAGAUGCGUGUUGUCAUCUCUCACAAUCACUACUAGACCAUUAUCUUUGGGGAAAGAGAU
Molecule: messenger RNA, 3937 nt
Organism: Cygnus olor (mute swan)
Lineage: Eukaryota; Metazoa; Chordata; Aves; Anseriformes; Anatidae
Gene: AGK
Product: acylglycerol kinase
Exons: 15
Coding region: 67-1341 (424 amino acids)
Biological process (GO): protein insertion into mitochondrial inner membrane; ceramide biosynthetic process
Cellular component (GO): mitochondrion; TIM22 mitochondrial import inner membrane insertion complex
Molecular function (GO): ATP-dependent diacylglycerol kinase activity; acylglycerol kinase activity; ceramide kinase activity
Source: RefSeq, a predicted model, not a curated record